Molecule: messenger RNA, 1130 nt
Organism: Camelina sativa (false flax)
Lineage: Eukaryota; Viridiplantae; Streptophyta; Magnoliopsida; Brassicales; Brassicaceae
Source: RefSeq, a predicted model, not a curated record
UUUUUAUCAUUUUGUCGUUUACUCCGUUUAAUUCUCUCUCUACUAAACGUUAAAAUCGCUAUGUAUAAAUAUUACGUUAUAAAAUUCUCCGAAUCAUAGUAUUAUCAUCAAAAGGACAAAUAGAAUAGAGAUGGUGGAGAUUCAGGGAAGAUUCAAGAGAACUGAGUCGGCUUUCAACAUGGCGGCGGCGCGUGUACGUCCGCCGUGUGAUAACAGCAGCGGGAGCGAUCAUUCCCCGGAUCUUUCGGAUAUGGUCGCAUCUUUUAUGGAGAGAGAGGGACAAAAAGUAUUACCGGUGGUGGUACAAGAAAUGGAUUCUUCUUCCAACGAUAAUGAUCUGGAAGAUGUGAAUGAGAGGUUAGGGAAGCUUUUAGAAGGUUUAUCCGGCAGCGAAGAGAGGAUGAGAAUAGUGGCGGCGGUGACGGAGGUUGCUGGAACGUUGUUCGUCGGAGAUAUUAGUUCUUCUUCUAAGCGUCAAUUGAUGGCUUUUCUACGUAACAAGGGUUUUGAUGCAGGUCUUUGCAAGUCGCGCUGGGAGAGAUCCGGCAAGUACACCGCCGGCAAGUACACCGCCGGAAAAUAUGAGUACGUCGACGUUAGAUGCGACGGGGAUCAUUGUAAUCGGUACAUCGUCGAAACAAACCUUGCCGGAGAAUUUGAGAUAGCCCGACCAACGAGAAGGUACCUUUCAAUACUAAGCCAAGUGCCACGUGUCUUCGUGGGAACUUCGGAGGAGCUGAAACAUCUCGUGAGGAUCAUGUGCCACGAGAUGAGACAGUCGAUGAAGCACGUAGGGAUCCACGUGCCGCCGUGGAGGAGAAACGGUUACAUGCAAGCUAAGUGGUUUGAUUUGUAUAAACGAACCUCAACGACGGCAACAAAUUACGAAAUGGUUGAUAGUAAUGAUACGACGGCGUUUAAGGGUUGCAAGGAAGAGUUUUGGGAAACGAGAGGUCUUAAGGUUAUGGUUGGUCAGCUCUCAGUUGCUUUCAACGCUAGUGGAGUUGAAGUGUAAUAAUUUAAAAAUAAAAAGUGUUGAAAUUUUUUUGAGUUCUUUACCUAAAUGUAAACUAAUUUUGGGUUUUGUUUGUAAAUAGUGAUAUUUUUGGUGAUUUUGGUAAGCAAAUUAA